This is a messenger RNA of Aspergillus lentulus, 618 nucleotides long. Its product is annotated as HNH endonuclease family protein. NCBI's taxonomy places the organism in Eukaryota, Fungi, Ascomycota, Eurotiomycetes, Eurotiales, Aspergillaceae. The record is from RefSeq and is a predicted model, not a curated record.
AUGACUCGCCUUCUCCUCUCCGUCCUCCUGGGCAUCCCCCUGGUUGCAGCCAUCCCUGUUGCCCUCCCAACUCCCCCUGGAAUCCCAUCUGCCGCUACCGCAGAGUCCGAGCUGGCUGCUCUGACCGUCGCGGCCGCAGGCUCUAACUCCGGCUACUCGCGUGACCUCUUUCCCCACUGGAUUAGCCAAGGAGGCACCUGCAACACCCGCGAGGUCGUCCUCGCCCGCGACGGCACCGGCAUCGUCAAGGAUUCCAGCUGCUAUCCCACCAGCGGAUCAUGGUACUCGCCCUACGACGGAGCCACCUGGACGCAGGCCAGUGACGUGGAUAUCGAUCACGUUGUUCCCCUCGCCAACGCCUGGAGAUCCGGCGCGUCUGAAUGGACGACCGCGCAGCGCCAGGCAUUUGCGAACGACCUGACCAACCCGCAGCUGAUGGCCGUGACGGAUAACGUCAACCAGGCCAAGGGCGACGAUGGACCUGAGGCGUGGAAGCCUCCUCUUACUUCGUAUUAUUGCACGUAUGCGAAGAUGUGGGUGAGGGUCAAGUAUGUGUAUGAUCUGACCAUUACCUCGGCGGAGAAGAGUGCGCUCGUGAGCAUGUUGGAUACUUGCUAG